Messenger RNA from Sphaeramia orbicularis (orbiculate cardinalfish), 4543 nucleotides. RefSeq names its product roundabout, axon guidance receptor, homolog 4 (Drosophila) (gene robo4). Bases 224 to 3487 code for a protein of 1087 amino acids. Gene Ontology annotation, biological process: axon guidance; dendrite self-avoidance; homophilic cell-cell adhesion. The record is from RefSeq and is a predicted model, not a curated record. The transcript is spliced from 19 exons. NCBI's taxonomy places the organism in Eukaryota, Metazoa, Chordata, Actinopteri, Kurtiformes, Apogonidae. Gene Ontology annotation, molecular function: cell-cell adhesion mediator activity. Gene Ontology annotation, cellular component: plasma membrane; axon.
UACAGCGCGAGACAAGUUAGCGCCGAUUUUUGUCAUGAAAGUGUUUUCCAAGUAAUUUUUCCAGUUAAAGUUAUACUUAUGCUUUUCUGGGUUCGAACUAUAAAGUUUUUAUGUCCGGGGAAAUGACAGACAAAGCGUUUUACGACCUAAUUUACUAGCACAGAGUAAUUCUAACUUACUUCAUCAGCCGGUGUGGAAAUAUCUGACUUUAGAAACUUCAUAAAUGAUGAUUUUUGGGGUAUUAUUAUGUGGAUUUGGAGUUCUUUUAACAGGUUUCAGAGUCCGUGCAGAGGAAACGCCGCCACGCAUUGUCCACCACCCGUCUGACGUGGUAGUAAAAGUCGGCAGUCCGGCCACUCUGUCGUGCCGAGCUGAUGGUAACCCACAGCCAACCAUUGAGUGGCUGCGGAACGGUCAGCCUCUGGAGACGGCGAAGACCUACGGACACCUGCAGCCCCUGGUUUUACUAGAGGGAAGCCUCUUUUUUCUGAGUGUCGGAGGAAAGAGAGGUCAAUCCGACGAAGGUGUUUACACCUGUGUGGCCACGAACAGUGAAGGCAAGGCCGUCAGUCGCAAUGCAUCACUGUACAUAGCAGCCUUGAAGGAGGAGUUCAGUUUGGAGCCCAGUGAUGUGGAGGUAGCGGAGGGAGAGGUGGCGGUCUUAAACUGUGAACCCCCAUCAGGACACCCUGAACCUAACAUCUUCUGGAAAAAGGACGGCCUGCCCAUCAACAGCGCUGACCACCACUACACUGAGCUGAGUGGGAAGCUUAUCAUUGCUCCUGCAGACAAGAACCACUCUGGUUCUUAUGUGUGCGUGGCCAGCAACACAGUGGGAAUGAGAGAAAGCAGGGCAGCUCGGCUCUCUGUGCUCGUUAAACCUGUGCUGGUGUUGAAGCCAGAAAAUGUGUCUGUGCGAAUGGGUGAGUCUGCCCAGUUCUACUGCCAAGCUAAAGGUGACCCUCCCCCUGUCGUGGUCUGGAGCAGAGAGCAGGGACCACUGCCCAACGGCCGGUAUCUUGUAAACCCAGAUCAGACUCUCCAGAUCCAUUAUGUGACAGCACAGGAUGCUGGGAAGUACACCUGCUCUGCUGUCAAUGAUGUAGGCGUCGUCACUGCCAGCGCACAGCUUCUAGUGGAGGGCUUUGUGUCUGUAGAGGCUGCCAGCAUCAAACAGAAAGACUUCCAUAAGGAGUUGUCAUCUCUGCGAGUGGCUCUUGAAAAUGUGAGCAUCGUGGCCCCAGGGUCCAACAUGUCCCAAGUCCAGUGGAAGCUACAGUCCCUUCCCGUCCAGCCUCAUUACCUGGAUGGGUUCGAGGUUCUUUAUCGCUCUCUGCUGCCUGCCAGCUCAGACUGGGCGGCGAAGAAGGUGACCCUGCCGAGCUUCCAGACUCAGGUUGGCCCCUUAAAACGAGGCUUCAAGUACGAGUUCAAAGUCCGUCCUUAUGGUAGCAACUUGUACGGGAGGGAGAGCAACACCCGACACCUCAGAGUCCCCGAGACAGUUCCAAGUGCCUCCCCCCUCGCUGUGUCCUUAACUGUGAACCAUGAACAGAACAACACCAUUCACCUCAGCUGGGAGCCCCCUCCUCAUGAAACACACAAUGGCAUCAUACAGGGUUACCAGGUGUGGUGUGUGGAGUCUGGGGAACAUCACUACCUGAACUGGACAGUGGACAGCAGCCAUCACAAGUUGGAGAUUUCAGCUCUUAAACCAGGGAAACGAUAUUGGGUCACAAUCGCAGCCGUCAACGGAGCUGGAGUUGGAAUGCUUAGUGACCCUCAUGGAUUUGUCAUCAACCCACAGAUGAUUAGUUCUUCAGACGCCGACACCCAAAAACGAGACGUCUCCCAGGUCUUGGCCCUGCUUCAGGACCCAGUGUUGAUUGGCACCAUUGGCGCCCUCGUGUGGUUCAUUUUGAUGGUUGCAGCUUUCUACCUCUACAGACGACACAGCAGAACAGGCCACCUCAUACCAGGACACGGCAAAGGCUUACGCAGACUAGCCAGUGAAGAUCUCAUCAUAAAACACAGGAUGGCAGCACCAGACUCACCCUGGAUCUCAGGAGGCUGGAGACAAGGCCACUUCAAUGAGAAGUAUCAGGACUUAUGGGCCCAAGGUCAGAAAUAUCCAGGACUCAGAAGCAGCAGCCUCCCUGUCUCAGCUAAGAAGGACCCCACCUGCAUGGACUCCGCAGUGCCCAUUGUGACAGACAGCUGCGGCGUUUAUGGCACUUUUUACGUGGACCUGGUGGGAAAUGGACUCAAGACCUUCAACAGUCCACGGCGCUGUCCCAAAAUGCCUCAUCAUCUACCCCAUCAACACGGGACUGAAACCAUCCAGAUAUUCACUCAGCCUGUCGCCAAGUCCUCGCCCAUAUGCAGCCCAGACCCACUACCAUGGAAACAGGCCAUACGCCCUCAGCCGAGAAUGGGUGUGCUUAGGGAAUCAUGUAAAAGGAACCACAGUAAGCAGGAGUUGCAUGCGGUGAAUAGUGUGCCUAUAGUGUCAACCAGGAAUGAAACCUGCCCCUCUGAUGCCUACAAACAGAGACUCAGCCACAUUCCAUCAGCUCGAAAUGGUGGAAAUCCAGAAUUUGGAAAAGCUGCUGCCUGUCCCCGUCUCCUGCAUUACUCUGCAUCACUGCAUCUAGUGGACAUGCUUCCACCACCACCACCGAUGCCCCCAGACGACAUGACAGACACACAAAGCCUCACCUCUGAUGAAGGUUCCAGUCGUUCCACAAAACUAACAGUGGAUAUGGGUUCACUCCAGUCAGUGUGUGCUCCGUCAGGUCAGCAUGGACGACCAGCACUCACCACUAACAACAACAGCUGCCCCUCCUACAGCCGCCAGUCAACUGCAUCCUACGCCCUGUCACUGGACGGGACUCAGGGUGCCACUCUGACGUCACAGGAAGCCACCCAGUACCUGGAGCUCAGCCCGAAACCUGAGAGAUGCAGUGUUCUGCCAGAGCAGCGCCCCUCCCUGUCCCACCCAUUCUCCCACAGCCUGGGCCACUUCAGCAGGACGCUCACUUCCUCCCAGACCGAGGACGACUCCGACACCGAGGCUGCUCCAGUUGGCGUUCGACGGGCUCGCCUUCAGAGCACACCGUCCUCCUGCUACAGCGAGUGGGACAGCUCGCUGUGGAACACCUGGAGCUCUGUGAUGGACGGUAACAUGGCCAGCGCCCGCACCAGCCUCAUCAGCUCAGUGGACAGCUGCUACACGACCGACAGUGCCAACUUCGCACGCCUUCUGGCUGUGGCGGCAGAGACCAUGAGUGGAGCCUCUUUAUCAGACUUCUCUCCACCGGCGUCCCCCAUGAGCACUCUUUACCCGUCGUUCCACGGGGAAGGCGACUCUUUCGGGGAGCUGGAGCCACUUCCUGCGUGGGAUUGGAGGAUGGCCUGGGUGGAGGAAAUGGAGGCUCAGUACAGAAACCACCAUCCGGGCGCAAAUGCUAAACCCUUUAACACUUAAGGACAACAACAAAUAACACCUCGCAGGCCUGCAAUACGAAGAAAAGGGCAACAGCUGAAACUAUAUGAGCAUGUGAAUAAUUCAGAGUUUAACAUGUAGUGAUUUCCCCGUCACAAAUAGAUAAAUAUAUCAGUUUGAGAUAUAAUUAGAGUCGACCGCGUCAUGUUUGGGACACCUCUGCUAGCAGAUGCACGCCUGCAGUCGCCUGUAAUCGUUUUCCCAGCGUACCUCAGGGCAGUCCAGCUACUAUUUGCAUCCUUCAAAUGACUUCCACUGAGUUUUUAAAGUUUUUUCCCCUCUUCUCAGCUUCCUCUCCUCUCAUUAGAGAAGAGGAUAAUGAGAUUCUUCCCUUGGGAUGUUCUCACCCAGUGUGUUUUGAAAAGGCCAGAAAGACAGAGACAGGAUGCAAGACAGUAAGAAAGCAGUCAUUAGGCGAGAGAGAUGCAGGACUGGAGAUUUUUUUUUCUCCUUUUACUGCACACGGUUGUGUCUUAUUUUCAUUUGUUUGUUGCAGGAUUUUAUCGAGACUCGAGUCCUACCAAACGGAGCGUAGCAUCGCAUUUUAUCCAGACUGUUUUACUGAUCAUUUGCUUAUAAUGAAGUGUAAAUAUGCAACAUAUUCUACAUAUUCUACAAAUGUUAUUUAAAGAUUUUGACACAUUCCAAGUCAUUUUCUGCUUUUGUGUUUCUGCUGAUUAAUUAUACAGUUUUUAGUUUUUAUAUUAUAAGUUGUUGGGUUUUUUUUGUCUCCAUAGAUACUUUUUUUAACAUUACUAGAUACAACUUGCUGUAGUUUAGAAGUUUUAUUAAAGUAUAUUGUUUUUGACAUUUGAUAGAGCCAAUGAAAGUUUUACCUUGAAAUAACUGUAGGUAGAACUCAACAAAACUAUUACAAUUUAAGUGGUGCAUGCAUAGCCUAGUGUUUGCAACCCCAAUUUUAAUAAAUUCACUAAUCGUGGAGCAGUAGGAGAUCUACAAUGUAGGAAUGUGCUUUUUUUGUACUCCUUACAAAUGUCCUUUUGAUGUUUUUAAUAAAAAACUUUUUUAUUGACUGAA